Molecule: messenger RNA, 1849 nt
Organism: Aphanomyces invadans
Lineage: Eukaryota; Oomycota; Saprolegniomycetes; Saprolegniales; Verrucalvaceae
Exons: 6
Coding region: 46-1827 (593 amino acids)
Biological process (GO): carboxylic acid transport; transmembrane transport
Cellular component (GO): plasma membrane
Molecular function (GO): carboxylic acid transmembrane transporter activity
Source: RefSeq, a predicted model, not a curated record
AUCGCCGGCAACGAAUCUUGGAGCCUGCCGCUGUCCACGUCGAACAUGAACGAUGGCAAGACGUACGCGCCACCGUUGACGGGCCCUCCCAAUGCCACGGUGGUUCAAAAGUCCACCUACACACCUCUCCUCGAGCGCAGUGACUCGACGGCGUCGACUGCCCAAGUGAACCAACGAGUCCUCGUGUCUGCGGUUGCCAACUUUAGCACUGCGUACAAUCUAGCGAUCAUCGGAAGCGUCGUGCCUCUCGUCACCGAGACAAACCCGACAUUGGACAUGUCGUGCAUUCCCGCCAUCACGUCUUGCUCGCUCGUCGGCGCCAUUGUUGGCCAGCUCAUCUUUGGAUAUAUUGGGGAUGUUCUCGGCCGCAAGAAGGGCAUGAUCUUAACGCUCUUUCUUACUGUCAUCGGCGCCGUUGCGUCUGCCAUUCUUCCCUGGAACUCUUCCAUUUACUCAACCCUUGCGAUCUGUCGGUUCAUUCUUGGCAUUGGCGUCGGUGGUGUGUAUCCACUGUCUGCCGCAGCAGCAGCUGAGGGUGGGAGCGACCCGGUGGUGAACAACAAGCGUGUGGCGGCGGUCUUCAGCUUCCAGGGAUGGGGUCAACUCGCGAGCUUCUUGAUGUGCUACAUCCUUCUCGAAACAUCUCUUAGCCACGAGUGGACGUGGCGUGUCCUGCUUGGGCUCGGCGCUUUGCCUGGGGUGUUUGUCUUGCACGAAGCUAUCACGUCCGAGGAAACGAAGGCCUUCUUGAAGAGCCAACACAACCCGAACCGACUGCGCUUUUCGGCCGCCAUGCGACUAUAUUACAAGCAAUUUCUCGGGACGUCCUUGGGUUGGUUUUUGUUUGACAUUACGUUCUACGGCAACAUUCUCUUCACGCCGAUCAUUCUCGACGGUUUAUACGACGGAGUGGCCACGAGCAUGGUCGACAUUGCCCAGUUUUCUGUCUUUACGUCCCUGAUUGCGCUGCCAGGGUACUAUUUGUCGUACUUCAUGAUGGGCACCAUGGACUUCAAGCACAUCCAGAUGCAGGGAUUCUUCGCCAUGGCAAUCUUGUUUUUGGUCAUGGGGCUGUUUUACACGACUUUGCUGCCGCUCAAGACGCUGCUCUUCUGCAUGUACGCUCCACACAUGUCGAGUUGUGAUGCAAAGUUUGAUGUGUGUUGUGCUGGGAAGGUACGGGUUGACCUUUUUCUUUUCCAAUUUUGGACCAAAUGUCACUACGUUUUCGCUCCCGGCCGAGUUGUUCCCGUCCGAUGUCCGCGUUCAAUUCAAUGGCAUGUCGGCCGCUGCAGGCAAGCUUGGCGCUGCCGUUGGGGCGUACUGGUACGGCUAUAUUCAAGCAACGUCCGGCGUGUCGAUGGUGCUGGUUGUGUCGGGUCUCGUAUCUGUCUUGGGGCUAGCCGUGACGCAGUUUCUUAUUCCAUCCAAGCACUAUCGAUAGUUGUUUGUCACUGGUUCGCUCGCUGGUCUACUUUGGUGCACUCGCCAACGUUCGCCAUGGCAUGUGAAUACAUCGAACCAGGAACGUGUCGAAUGGGGGAAGGUCGAGCCCAAUGGAUUUGCCCAACGCGGACUCCACAGGUCGUCGUGCGCGCGGCUUUGCGAUGGAUGGAGGUAUCGUCUCGUUGGGACUGCACCAUGAGAACGAAAGGUUUCACCGCUGAGCCGCCGCGUUUGGCAAUCGUGGGAUUGGCACUGCCAAGUCUAGAUAAGCUCCACAAGUGCAAACAAUUCGAAAGUGCGCGGACCAUUUGCCAGCUCGACAACAACUUGACGCGGCAUUCACUCGAUGCCAAACGUGAAAUCGUGUCGACGGUGAGCUGAAAAUCACGCUGCGACAACUGGC